UGGCUCUCUCUCGCCAUGUCUUCUCAUAAGACUUUCAGGAUCAAGCGAUUCCUGGCCAAGAAACAAAAGCAGAAUCGUCCCAUUCCCCAGUGGAUUCGGAUGAAAACUGGUAACAAAAUCAGGUACAACUCCAAGAGGCGACACUGGAGAAGAACAAAGCUGGGUCUGUGAGUGAUCCUAC
Molecule: messenger RNA, 181 nt
Organism: Hyaena hyaena (striped hyena)
Lineage: Eukaryota; Metazoa; Chordata; Mammalia; Carnivora; Hyaenidae
Product: 60S ribosomal protein L39
Exons: 1
Coding region: 16-171 (51 amino acids)
Biological process (GO): translation
Cellular component (GO): ribosome; cytosolic large ribosomal subunit
Molecular function (GO): structural constituent of ribosome
Source: RefSeq, a predicted model, not a curated record